This is a messenger RNA of Raphanus sativus (radish), 1878 nucleotides long. Its product is annotated as glycerol-3-phosphate acyltransferase 5-like. Lineage: Eukaryota; Viridiplantae; Streptophyta; Magnoliopsida; Brassicales; Brassicaceae. Gene Ontology annotation, biological process: cutin biosynthetic process. Gene Ontology annotation, molecular function: phosphatase activity; glycerol-3-phosphate 2-O-acyltransferase activity. The coding region runs from base 137 to 1612 and encodes 491 amino acids. The record is from RefSeq and is a predicted model, not a curated record. The transcript is spliced from 3 exons. Gene Ontology annotation, cellular component: membrane.
AAACUGCCAUUGCAACAGAGACAAAUCAAUCCAAAACCUUAUAACAUAAAACGUUAUAUUUCAUUUUCUCCCAUUCUCAGUCGACACAAGUUAAUAUUCGAUCACAUAACCAAAACAAAGAGAAGAAAAAGUAAAAAUGGAGCGAGGUAAAACGACUUCAGAUUCUGUCGUGACGGAAUUUGAAGGGACAAUGCUGCGGAACGAAGAUUCAUUCUCUUACUUCAUGCUCGUUGCCUUCGAAGCAUCUGGUCUAAUUCGUUUCGCCAUCUUGCUGUUUCUUUGGCCUGUAAUCACACUCCUUGACGUUUUCAGCUACAAGAUCGCCUCUAUCAAGCUCAUGACUUUUGUAGCCACGGUUGGUUUACGCGAAUCAGAGAUUCAAUCGGUGGCUAGAGCCGUCCUUCCUAAGUUCUACUUGGAUGACGUAAGCAUGGACACUUGGAAGGUUUACAGCUCGUGCAAGAAGAAGGUUGUGGUGACGAGAAUGCCUCGAGUUAUGGUGGAAAUGUUUGCAAAGGAGCAUCUUAGAGCCGAUGAGGUCAUCGGUUCAGAGCUGAUUGUGAACCGGUUCGGGUUUGUCACCGGUUUGAUACGUGAAACUGAUAUCGAUCAAUCUGUUUUGAGCCGUGUUGCUGAUUUGUUUGGUGAUAGAAAGCCUCAGAUAGGUCUUGCAAGACCGGGCAAGACACUUUCUACAACUUUCUUAUCUUUAUGUGAGGAUCAUAUUCAUGCACCAAUACCAGAGAACUACAACCACCGUAACAAACAAUUUGAGCUACGGCCACUUCCGGUAAUCUUCCACGACGGACGCCUUGUCAAGCGGCCAACUCCAGCCACCGCACUCCUCAUCCUCACAUGGAUCCCAUUAGGAAUCAUUCUCGCCGCCAUCCGGAUCUUUCUUGGAUCCGUCCUCCCAUUAUGGGCCACACCGUACGUCUCCAAGAUAUUCGGUGGCCAGGUCAUCGUCAAAGGCAAGCCUCCUCAGGCACCAACGGCAGGAAACUCCGGUGUUCUCUUCGUGUGCACUCACAGAACCCUAAUGGACCCGGUGGUAUUAUCGUAUGUGCUCGGACGCAGCGUCCCGGCCGUUACUUACUCGAUCUCACGCUUAUCCGAGAUAUUAUCUCCCAUUCCAACCGUUAGAUUGACAAGAGUCCGAGAUGUAGACGCAGCAAAGAUCAAACAACAACUGUCUGAAGGCGAUCUAGUGGUUUGUCCUGAGGGAACCACUUGUCGUGAACCGUUCUUGCUAAGAUUUAGCGGGCUUUUCGCUGAGUUAACGGAUAGGAUUGUACCCGUUGCUAUGAAUUAUAGAGUUGGGUUCUUCCACGCGACCACAGCGAGAGGCUGGAAAGGUUUAGACCCGAUUUUCUUCUUCAUGAACCCGAGACCGGUUUACGAGGUUACUUUCUUGAACCAGCUUCCGGUUGAGGCUACGUGUUCCUCAGGGAAGAGUCCGCAUGACGUGGCGAAUUAUGUUCAGAGGAUCUUAGCGGCUGCGUUAGGGUUCGAAUGCACUAACUUCACGAGGAGAGAUAAGUAUAGGGUCCUUGCUGGAAACGAUGGAACGGUUUCGUAUUUAUCGUUUCUUGACCAGUUGAAGAAGAUAUGAACUAUCUCCCCGUAACUGUUGAAGAAAUGUUUGGGGAUGAAUAUGCAUAGAAACCAUAUAACCGUAACAUUUUAUCAUCUCUUUGCUCUGAUGGAAGUCGGGAGCUCAACUAGAGCGAGAUGUCCAAUCUUUCGUUUAGACAUUGUAAGCUUUAAGAUUGGACCUUCAGAUAUUUAUUUUUAGAAUCCGUUACUUCUCAAAAUGUGUCAUACUAGAUAAAAUUAAACCAAAUAUAUGUUAAAAUUUUCUUUGGUCUAAUAUCAAGU